AUGCGCUACGCCAUCUUCGCAGUCACUGCCUUGACGGCUCUGACGAACGCUCUGCCUAUCGCUGAGCCAGAGGCCCAGCUCAUCGACACCAAACCCGGCACCACAAUCGAACUCGGCAAGCCGAGCACCGAGAUCACCUGGGGAAAGAGGGACUUGAUCUUCGAACCGAGCAAGCCCGAGGAUACGAUUGAGUUGGGCAAGCCGAGUACGGAGAUUACCUGGGGAAAGAGGGACUUGAUCUUCGAACCGAGCAAGCCUGAGGAUACGAUUGAGUUGGGCAAGCCGAGUACGGAGAUUACCUGGGGUAAGCGCGACCUCAUAGAUGUCAAGCCAGGUUCAACGAUUGAACUGGGCGAGCCAUCGACGGAGAUCACUUGGGGAAAGCGCGAUCUGGUCAUCAGUAAACCUGGCUCAACGAUUGAGCUGGGUACGCCGAGCACAGAGGUAACCUGGGGUAAGGAGUAG
Macroventuria anomochaeta is the source of this 465-nucleotide messenger RNA. RefSeq lists its product as uncharacterized. The transcript has 2 exons. NCBI's taxonomy places the organism in Eukaryota, Fungi, Ascomycota, Dothideomycetes, Pleosporales, Didymellaceae. The record is from RefSeq and is a predicted model, not a curated record. Bases 1 to 465 code for a protein of 154 amino acids.